This is a messenger RNA of Bombyx mori (domestic silkworm), 411 nucleotides long. It is a transcript of the gene Det, whose product is annotated as inhibition of apoptosis protein 2. Lineage: Eukaryota; Metazoa; Arthropoda; Insecta; Lepidoptera; Bombycidae. The record is from RefSeq and is marked provisional.
AUGGAGAACGAGAGCUCUUUACUAUUUCUGGUAGAAGAAAGAAUCAAAACCUUCAAAAAUUGGCCUUUCAAUGACAAGAACAAGUGUAACGUGCGAAAUAUGGCAGAGGCAGGUUUUUAUAGCGUAGCAACGGGUGUUGAAGACGCCGAUGCAGCUAAAUGCUUCUUAUGCGGGAAAGAACUAGAUGGCUGGGAGUCCACUGAUGAUCCAUGGAUCGAACACAAGAGCCACGCCGCUCAGUGCGCAUUUGUACAACUCGGAAAGAAAGAAGAUGACUUAUUACUUUCUGAGAAUCUAUCAGUUAUAAAACAGUAUAUGAUUAAUGAAACAAAACAGAUUGGUGAAAUUGCCAAAGAAAAAAUUGACAAAAAGGCUAAAUCAAUCCAAAGAAAAUGCUUAGCAAGGAAAUAA